Messenger RNA from Xiphias gladius (swordfish), 2759 nucleotides. RefSeq lists its product as uncharacterized. The coding region runs from base 1 to 2595 and encodes 864 amino acids. The record is from RefSeq and is a predicted model, not a curated record. NCBI's taxonomy places the organism in Eukaryota, Metazoa, Chordata, Actinopteri, Istiophoriformes, Xiphiidae. The transcript is spliced from 13 exons.
AUGGACCAGUCUCUCAUCAACGUCAGCUGGAUAAGUAACGGCUCUGAAAUCGCCUCAUUAGGAAAAGCAGUAACACAAAUAAAGGAAAGCUUCAGCUGGGACACCAGUGAUUUCGUCAGUGGGGACUUUUCCCUGACCAUCCUCAGAGCUAGUCUCGACCUGCAGGGGUUGUAUGAAUGCACGGUCAGCUACAACUCCACAAUGCUGCACUCCAGUAACGUUACAUUUGGUAUCCUUGCUCCCCCCACUCUCAUAAUCCCUCAGCAGUGGGUGGUGUUAGAGACAGAGAGCCAUCUUACAUGCCAUGCAGAUGGUUUCUACCCUCCUCCUGUCUCUUUCUCCUGGACCAGAGAUGGGCAAGUGAUUCAACCUCCCUACCAGGUUGAAGGUGAAAAGACUCCAGAUGGUUACUACGUAGCUGUGGGCAACCUGACUUUCUACCCUUCCCGUGAGGACCAGAAUGUGACCUUUGGCUGCAAAGUGUCACACAAUGGCAGCUAUCAAGAGCUGGAUUUCCAACUCAACAUCACCUAUCUCCCUUCUGUUAGACUUUCUGCCCUGCCGUCACAUUCCAACAACAUUCCUCUUACUAUUUACUGUGACCUGGAGAGUUUCUACCCAGAGGAAGUGUCUGUUUCCUGGAUUCAAAAUGGGACAACCCUACAUGAGCCCCCCGCCACUGAGCAAAAUCCAGAUGGGACCUACAGAACGCGACGCUAUUAUACUUUGAGCCCCGAGCAGAGGGGGCAAGGUGGGAAGGUGGAGUGUGCAGUAAGCCAACCUGGGGUAGUGCACCCAGUCAGCGGCUCAGCAUACCUGGAGAAACUGGAUCCCCAAAAUGAGGCUCCAGUGUUGAAUAAAUCAGCCAAAGCAUCUGUGGCUAUGAUGUGUAUUUCUAUUGUGCUGGUCUUCCUGCUCUGCUUCGGCUUUUCUUGGAGGAGAAGGGAUGAGAAACAGAAGUCUCUCAGUGUGUCAGGAAUCAUCCUCCCUCCACGCGUGACUGUAGGUCAAAAGGGCAGGGUGACAGUGAGCAUUGAAGGCAGGAGGGUGGACCGAGUCCAGACUGUAUGGUUCCUCAAUGACACCCCUAUCUCUGACACCUCAUUGACAGCAUCAGAGAAAGGUCCUCUGCUGUCCUCCAAAGGCGAGAUGGGUUACUACAAGCUGCACACUCAGGGGCCGCUGCACUCAUCUGGAAGGGGAACCCAGCAGCUGAUCUCUGCGCUCACCUUCAUUCCCCAGAUUUCAAUCCACAAGGCGGCAGUAUUUAAGUGUCAGGUUUCCUACAUAGGCAAGGACAAAAUCGUGGUGGAGAGGGUGUCAGAGAAGUUUACUAUUCUGUCUGCUCCGGAAGUAUCAGAAAUCCAGCUGGCAGAGACACCAAAUGACUCGGAUGUCAUCAGCCUGACAGUACGGGCAUCACAUUUCCAUCCGGACAUCAUUACCUUCCGCUGGUUCUGUCAGGGGGGUGAGCUGAGCCCUGUGGCUUCCCAGGCCUCGUCCUCCCCUCGACCCAAUUCUGAGGGCUUCUUUUCAGCCUACAGCCAGUGUAAGUUGCCACGGAGUGAACUGGAAAAGGGAGGCACUAAAGUGUGGGUCAGUGUCCACCACGUCGCCCUGAAGCAGCCAGUCACCCGUGAAACCAGAGGCUUCAUCAAGAGGCCAUGUGUGUCCGAAAUCGUCAGCUCCACUUCUUCCCCAGAUCACACUUUGACCUUGGGAUGUGAAAUCACAAAUUUCUACCCUCCGAACGUAUCAGUCACUUGGCUUAAGCUCAGAGAGGGAGAGCAAGAUGACAGAGAGGAGGAGGUGAUCAAAGGAGGAGAGAUGUGGGGCCCCGUACAGAUGCAUCCCAGAAUCUACAGGGCCACAGCCACUCUGAAGAGAAGUGUAAUGAAUGAGGAGAGGAAGGAGAGAAGAGGAGGGAUUAUUUGUAGAGUGGAGCACUGUUCCCUACAGGAGCCUAUUGAGAGACACUGGAGAAAUGCUGACAUUGUUGCUCCCUCCAUUCCUCCAUCGAUCUCGGUCUGUUGGAGCAGUGAAGGGGUUGGUGUGUUUGCUCUCCUCUUGAAGGGAGGUCACCCUAAGGUCAAAUUGCUUUGGGCAGCGGGAGGACUCACUCUCUCACCUUUGGUGUCCAACGAAACAGAGGAGAUAGGAGAUGACGGUCAGAGGGAGUUGAAAAGUGUGUGCGCCCUGGAGAAGUCUGCAGGCCUGCCAAGUCAGAUGAACAAACAGCUGGACAGACAGAAGAAUGGACAUGCACUAGAGACAAAAGCUGCUGUUACAGACCCUGACACUGAAGGAAUAGAAUACAUCGAUGAAAAAGCGGAUGGAGAGAAUAGCAGCAUUGACAAGGACGAAGAAACAAAGUCAGAGGUGGACAGUGAGGACAAUGACAAAGAAAGAGAGGAAGACCCAGGCGCACUGCACAUCAACAGAGUAAACUUGAGGAAGGGUCCCAGAGAAAACGAGAGAGAACGUUUGAGAGUCUGCGUGGAGAUCACACACCCUGCACUCAAGCUUCCUGUCUAUCGAACCUGGACAGAGGAAAAAUUCAAUCGGAUGACCGGAGUCAACGAGGAGGAAGUUUGAAGAUGGACCCCGACAGCCCCUUUUCCAGGGUGGAGAGGACUUUCUGGACAGUUUGGUACUAUAUAACCGGAGCUGUGAACAGAUUAAUCAGGCCAGAGCCCACCAACACUGUCAGCAAUGACCCAAACCCCUUCCAGCAAUCUGGAGUUGACAGUGACCCUGCU